Molecule: messenger RNA, 1002 nt
Organism: Acanthocheilonema viteae
Lineage: Eukaryota; Metazoa; Nematoda; Chromadorea; Rhabditida; Onchocercidae
Source: the annotation of a GenBank genome assembly
AUGGUUUACCUGAGAAGUAUUGAAGGAUCCAUUGUGCUUUUCGAAGGAUGUUUUGGUCAGGUUGGAACAACUCAAGCACAGAGAAAAUGUGCUUCCGUAACGAUUACCGAAUCUGACGAGAAGCAAACAUACCCUGUCGGUUUGGAAUCCAUUGAACGAACUAGUGGUUCAUUACCGUUCCCAAGUACAGUAUUGUAUGGUUCCGGGAGAGAGCUAAGUACUGACGGCGAUAACGGAAUUAUGGAUAUGGACCGCCUUUUGCAACAAACGAUGAUUCUGUCAACGGAAGCUGAUUUCACGGCCAAUAGAAUUUUGCAACGUGUUCCGAUGAAUUUGAUGAAUGGGUCUUCCCAAUCAACUAGCACAAUGGAUGAUAUACCCGGUUCUUCAUCAUCUGCAUCGGUAUUCUCACCCCCAACGUUAACAGCUCGGAAUAGCUCUAAAACGCUAAAAUGUCCUAAAUGCAACUGGCAUUACAAAUAUCAAGAAACACUGGAAAUUCAUAUGAAAGAGAAGCAUGCGGGUCAUGAGGUGAAAUGUAUUUUCUGCCUGCAUAAUCGACCACAUCCUCGAUUGGCCCGUGGUGAAAGCUAUUCAUGCGGCUACAAACCAUAUCGUUGCGAAAUAUGCAAGUAUAGUACUACAACGAAGGGUAAUUUGAGCAUACAUAUGCAAAGUGAUAAGCAUUUACAUGCAGUGCAAGAAAUACCACCCACAGUUACAGGUAAUACUAUAGCAAUUUCAAGUGGUGAUCUGAAUACAGAGAAUUUACUCCAAUGCAUGAUUUGUUCCACAUAUUCAACUGAUGACAUUUGCAAGAUGAUCGAACAUAUCGAAAAGGAUCGAAGUCAUCCGGUGAUUGGUGAUAUCUCAGUGAUACACGGUGUUUAUCAUUGUAAUCUAUGUCCCUAUAGUACUAGUCUGAAAGCAAAUUUUCAAUUGCAUACGAGAACCGACAAACAUGUACAGCGAACACAAAUGGUAAGUGAAGUACAAUUCUAA